AUGUCUAGAGUCACAGCUCCCGUCGCCAAGCUUUCCCGCGCCAUCAGCUCGACCGCCUCUCCCGCCGCCGUCUCCCGCAGCAGUGGCUCCCUCCUCGACAGUACCGCUCAUCAGGGCGGCGCUCCAUUGAUGCCAAAGUAUGCCGAGCUUCUCCGCGACCGCGAGCACAACAAGUCCCGCGGCAUCACCACCACCCACCGCCCUGCACCCCAGCCCAGUAUUGCCAACCGUCCCCGCCCCCUCAUGCAGACCUUCCACUCGAGCGCCAGCCAGGUCGGCGUGCCCCGUCUGCAUCUUGACGCCAUGAUCCUGCCUUCGAUGGACUUUGCCUCUUCCUCUGCCUCCACCGCUGCCACCACCGGCCCACGCGUCCCUCUUCUCCCCGACAACUACGGCGCCGCCCAUGCCCCCGCGCCGCCCGUCCCCGAGGCCGCCUUUUCCAAACCUACCAUCUUCGCCGCCGAGCCGGAUCGCGUCGCUCCCGCCACUCCGCUGUCCGCCAUCGAAGGCCUGUCACUUGACGGCGUCGAGCUCAAGUUUGUGCACGAUGCGCCGGCGGGAGAGAGCAGUGCCGACGAGCACGGCCACAUGAUUCGCGACUUUUGGAAGGGCAUGGUCGACGACGUUCUCGGUCCCGUCCCCAAGACCAUCUAA
Beauveria bassiana ARSEF 2860 is the source of this 654-nucleotide messenger RNA. RefSeq lists its product as uncharacterized. Bases 1 to 654 code for a protein of 217 amino acids. The record is from RefSeq and is a predicted model, not a curated record. NCBI's taxonomy places the organism in Eukaryota, Fungi, Ascomycota, Sordariomycetes, Hypocreales, Cordycipitaceae. The transcript is spliced from 2 exons.